Ostrea edulis (European flat oyster) is the source of this 1478-nucleotide messenger RNA. Its product is annotated as nacrein-like protein. The record is from RefSeq and is a predicted model, not a curated record. Gene Ontology annotation, molecular function: zinc ion binding; carbonate dehydratase activity. Lineage: Eukaryota; Metazoa; Mollusca; Bivalvia; Ostreida; Ostreidae. Bases 50 to 1366 code for a protein of 438 amino acids. The transcript is spliced from 8 exons.
CUUCAGAGUUCCACAACGGUCCCGAGGAAACGGUUGAUUUUGAGAGACUAUGGGUCCCACUCUGCGUUCAGCUCUUACACUCGCUUCUCUAACAUUGACGAUCACUUCUGUCUCGUGUAUGAUGACGAAGUGUUACGAGCCCGACCCCAAGAAAGCCAAGUUCAACUAUGAUCCACAGUCCUGUUUGUCACCCCCAAACUGGAAUAAGAUAUCACACCAGUGGGGAAACUGUACGACUUUCUGGAAUCUGAGACAGUCUCCCAUCAACAUCCGGACUCUCGACACUGUGUAUAUGGCCACACAAAAACUUAGCUUCCACAACUUGUGUAUGAGGAUCAAAGGCAAGGCCGUCAACAACGGUCACCAUCCCGAGUUCGAGACGACUAAUAAGAAAAUCAAGUUAUUUAAUGUCCCAGGUCAGGGCCACGAUAAAUUCAUCUUCAAAGAAAUACACGUGCAUACUGGUAUACUGGAAUCUGCGGGCUCUGAGCACUCAGUAGACAACAACUUUGCUCCAAUAGAGGUGCAUGCUUUGUUUUAUAAUGAGCACUUUAAGGACGCAAAAGAAGCCAAGGGAAAGAAUGGCGGGAUCACAGUGAUAGCAGUGCAGGUUCAGGUGGCGACGGAUGAGCGGGAGAAUAUUGACAGCGUGUCUUUAGAACUUAGAGACAAGGAGAGUGUGAACCAGCCUUGCCCAUGCGCACCAUUGGACCUCGCUUGCCGGAGAGAAAAGUGUGUCUGUAAAAGAUCUAACGAUCUCUUCUGCAAAACAACAAAGAACAACGCAUGCUCAGACAAGUUUGGAGAAGGUCUUGUCUGUCGUGCUUCCGGAGUUGCAAGGUGUUCAGGGGACGAGGAGUGUAGUGGACUGAAAAAAUGUCGACGUAAUGACUUUGUCCAGGUUAACCAGACACCAAAUAAUUACUGCUCCCUACCAAAAGUCUGCAGAGUGCGAUAUGCUCACGAACUAAGUCACCUUAUGGAGAAAUAUUACGAGAAAAUUCGAGAGUACAAGCCAAAAUCCAAGCCAGAGGCUAAAAAGUUGACCAGGAUUUUGGAGAACAUCACACCCCGGGAUAUUCUUCCCUUUAGUUGGAAUUAUUACACCUACUCCGGAUCUCUUACAGCGCCCCCUUGUUACGAAACGGUUCAGUGGAUUGUUAUGAGGUGCCCCAUAAAAAUAUCCAAAAAGGCUUACCGGAUGCUACAGUUAAUGGAGGACACUACGCACGCACCGUUGAUGGCCCAUGGAACUCGAAGGCCGAUUCAGCGCGGAAAAUCAGGACUGCAUCGGGUAGAAGUGUUCCGAAAUUUUCUUUGGAAUGCAGCCCAGGAAGAAACCUCGUUUUGUGGUGUAAAUCAGUAACUUUUGUUUAUAUUCAUUGUGUAUUUAUUUGACAAUUUUCUACCUCUUUUUACUAUUUAUUUUUAUACAAUUGUUAAUAUCUAACGAUAUUUAUUAAAAGAAUUAAACAAUU